AUGAAGAUCAAGUCAGCUGUGCAGUCAGAGAACCAAACCUCAAGCCAAGAAGGAGCCACCAAUCCAAUCAAGUCCUUGAACUAUCUGGUCAAGUCCAAACAGGUUAAAAGAUUUCCAGAUGUGUUUCCAGAUGAUUGCCCAAAAGGAUUGCCACCAGUCAGAGGCAUUGAGCAUCAAAUAGACUUUGUUCCUGGAUCCACACUUCCAAACCGUCCAGCAUACAGAACCAAUCCUGUUGAAACCAAAGAACUCCAGCGCCAAAUUGAUGAGCUUAUGGAUAAGGGUCACAUCCGGGAAAGCAUGAGUCCUUGUGCUGUUCCUGUUCUUCUUGUGCCCAAGAAAGAUGGGAGUUGGCGCAUGUGUGUGGACUGCAGAGCCAUCAACAAUAUCACUGUAAAGUAUCGACAUCCUAUCCCUAGACUUGAUGAUAUGCUUGAUGAGUUGCAUGGUUCUAGCAUUUUCUCUAAAAUUGAUUUAAAAAGUGGUUAUCAUCAGAUUAGGAUGAAAGAAGAUAAUGUGGUUUUUCUAGGCUUUGUUGUGAGUGCAGAUGGAGUCAAGGUGGAUGAAGAGAAAGUUGCAGCAUCAGAGAAUGGCCAAGUCCUAAGACAUCAUCAAGAAAGAAGUUGGAUUCAAGUGGGAGAAAGCACAGGAGGAUGCUUUCCAGCUCUCAAGGAUCGCUUGACUAAUGCCCCUGUUCUUAUUUUACCUGACUUCUUGAAAACUUUUGAGAUUGAAUGUGAUGCUUCAGGUAUAGGCAUAGGAGCUGUCUUGAUGCAGGACAAGAAGCCAAUUGCUUUCUUUAGUGAAAAGCUUGGAGGAGCCACUCUCAACUAUCCAACCUAUGACAAAGGAACUCUAUGCCUUGGUCCGCGCCUGCAAACUUGGCAACACUAUCUCUGGCCAAAGGAGUUUGUCAUCCACACAGACCAUGAAUCUCUCAAACAUCUCAAGGGCCAACAAAGCUCAACAAGAGGCAUGCCAGGUGGGUUGAAUUCAUUGAGACAUUCCCAUAUGUCAUCAAGUACAAAAAAGGGAAGCACAUGGAGGAGGCUUGAUGGGACACUUUGGUGUGGCCAAAACACUUCAAGUCAUGAGGAUCAUUUUCAUUGGCCGCACAUGAUCAGAGAUGUGGAGAGGAUUUGUUCUAGAUGUGCAACUUGUAAACAAUCCAAAUCUAAGGUUCAACCUCACGGUUUGUACACUCCUCUCCCUAUUCCAUCUCAUCCCUGGACUGAUAUAUCCAUGGAUUUUGUGCUUGGAUUGCCUAGGACUAGAACUGGAAAAGAUUCUAUCUUUGUGAUAGUUGAUAGGUUCUCAAAAAUGGCUCAUUUUGUGGCAUGUCGUAAAACUGAUGAUGCAUCUCAUGUAGCUGCUCUGUUCUUUAAAGAGAUUGUUAGAUUGCAUGGCAUGCCGCGCACCAUUGUUUCUGAUCGUGAUACAAAGUUCCUGAGUUAUUUUUGGAAAACUUUGUGGUCUAAGUUGGGUACUAAGCUUUUAUUUUCUACUACUUGUCACCCUCAAACUGAUGGCCAAACUGAAGUUGUUAAUAGAACUCUUGGAACUUUGUUGCGCGCCUUGAUUAAAAAGAAUCUUAAAAGUUGGGAUGAAUGUUUGCCACAUAUUGAGUUUGCAUAUAACCAUGCUGUGCAUUCUGCUUCUAAGUUUUCUCCAUUUGAAAUUGUUUAUGGGUUUAAGCCCAUCUCUCCUUUGGAUUUGAUGCCUUUGCCUUUGAGUGAAAGAUUAAGCACAGAUGGAAAGCACAAGGCAGAGACAGUCAAGAAGAUCCAUGAGCAAGCCAGAAGGAACAUUGAGGCAAAACCAAGCAAUGAACCAGAUUUGAGGACAAAUCCUUUUCAAGAGGGAGGGGAUGAUAUGAUCAUGGAGGAGGUUGCUAGGAACUUGGACCAGGAAGCAGCUGGAGAGCUUGUAGCAGAGGAGGAGCAGCUUGAACCUGAGGAAGCUUUGGAAGCUUGA
Molecule: messenger RNA, 1974 nt
Organism: Microthlaspi erraticum
Lineage: Eukaryota; Viridiplantae; Streptophyta; Magnoliopsida; Brassicales; Brassicaceae
Source: the annotation of a GenBank genome assembly